AUGAAAAACAGUCCUACUCGUAAUUAUGAAAAUUUCUCCGACCAUCGAGGGAAAGAGAGUGAUAAGUUUUCCUUAGACAGCCAGGAUACGGCAAGUUUGCAUUCAAACCCGGAGGAGACUGGAGUACAAGGAUUGAGUGACGUCGGCGUAGGCGCAGGAGACAUGUGGAUCAGUGCUGUUGAGAGUUCUAUUCUUAGCUGGGAGGAGGUGGCUGAUCGUCUGCAAGUGGAAGUCAGGCGAGGUCUAUCAUGGCGAGACGCAAAUGAUCGCAUGAACUUCGUGGGUCCCAACGAGUUCCAGGUGAAAGAAGAAGAUCCAUUAUGGAAGAAGUACAUCGAGCAGUUCCAGAACCCUUUGAUACUUCUGUUGUUAGGCUCCGCCGUCGUAAGCAUUUGUAUGAAGCAAUUCGAUGAUGCGGUGUCCAUAACAGUGGCAAUCAUGAUCGUGGUAACGGUGGCCUUCGUCCAGGAGUAUCGAUCUGAGAAAUCCCUUGAAGAAUUGAAUAAGCUGGUCCCGCCCAGUUGCAAUUGCCUCCGCGAAGGUAGCCUCGAACAUUUCCUGGCAAGAAACCUAGUACCAGGCGACAUAGUGCAUCUAAAUGUUGGCGAUCGGGUACCAGCUGAUCUACGACUGUUUGAAUCGUCUGAUUUGGCCAUUGAUGAAUCGUCAUUCACUGGUGAAACAGAGCCAGCAGUGAAAAGUGUUCUGCCGAAUAAAGCAUCCGCUGGAAGAGUGAACAAAGACAAUAUUGCGUUUAUGGGGACACUGGUUAGGUGUGGGAAUGCUAAGGGCAUAGUAGUAAGCACUGGCGAGCGAUCGGAAUUUGGUGACAUAUUCCGUAUGAUGCAAGCCGAGGAAGCUCCAAAAACACCUCUUCAGCGAUCCAUGGAUACCCUUGGAGCACAAUUAUCGCUGUACAGCUUCUGCAUCAUUGGCUUCAUCAUGGUGGCUGGAUGGCUUCAGGGCAAGGCUUUGCAGGAGAUGUUCACUAUUGGAGUCAGUUUGGCCGUGGCUGCCAUACCAGAAGGUCUGCCCAUAGUGGUAACAGUGACACUAGCACUAGGAGUGAUGCGUAUGGCCAAACGGAACGCGAUUGUCAAAAAACUACCCACAGUUGAGACUCUUGGAUGUGUCAAUGUCAUUUGCAGUGACAAGACAGGUACCCUUACAAAGAAUGAAAUGACAGUGACAACACUUUCAACGUCCGGAGGACAUAUAGCUGAAGUGUCAGGUUCCGGAUACAACUCCAAAGGGGACAUUCAGCUAAGAGCUUAUAAAGGACGAGACUUGGAUAUUGCCAGGAUGGGAGUCAAUAGUAUGCUUGAGGUUGGUAUAUUAUGCAACAACGCACACAUAAGGGAUGAAAUAUUGUUCGGACAACCCACAGAGGGCGCUAUACUUGCGUGUGCGCUUAAAAACAAUAUGGAGGAUAUACGUGAAACUUACACACGCCUGAACGAGAUACCGUAUAGCUCUGAAACAAAGAUGAUGGUGGUUAAAUGUGCUCCCAAAUUUAACGACGGGCAACACAAAGAAGAGGUAUUCGUUAAGGGGGCAAUUGAGAAUGUGUUGCCACUUUGCACACAUUACAUAGACAGUGCUGGCAACUAUGCAGUUAUGAGUAAAGAGAAACAGACCGACUUUAUGAAUGAGGCUUACAAUAUCGCUAGGAUGGGUCUACGUAUAAUCGCGUUAUGUCGCGGUAGCAGUCUUGAAUCGUUAACGUAUACGGGCGUGUGUGGAGUCUGCGAUCCGCCCCGCGAGUCCGCUCGUACGGCCAUCGCUGCCUUACGAAGAUCUCAAGUGCAGGUCAAGAUGGUCACUGGGGACGCCAGGCCUACUGCCCUUGCUGUUGGUCAAAUGGUGGGCUUGGAUGUCCUCCACUCGCAGUCGCUGUCCGGAGAACAGCUAGAUUCAAUGUCUGAUGAUGAACUGGACGCAAUCAUAGAUACCGUGAGCGUGUUUUACCGAGUGACGCCAAAGCACAAGUUAUGUAUCGUGAAAUCACUUCAACGGCUUGGGAAUAUAGUUGGAAUGACGGGCGAUGGAGUAAAUGACGGCGUGGCGUUGAAACGUGCGGAUAUCGGGAUAGCAAUGGGACGAAACGGAACGGACGUGUGCAAGGAAGCCGCUGACAUGAUACUUGUUGAUGACGAUUUUGCUACUAUUAUAUCCGCAAUCGAAGAAGGAAAGUGCAUAUUCUACAAUAUACGGAACUUCGUGCGUUUCCAACUGUCAACGUCAAUCGCUGCGUUGUCGCUUAUCGCUCUCGCUACUCUCAUGGGCAUACCUAAUCCGCUAAACGCCAUGCAAAUAUUGUGGAUUAAUAUUAUUAUGGACGGUCCCCCAGCUCAGUCGCUGGGAGUAGAACCUGUAGACCACGAGGUCUUAAAACGCAAACCACGCGAUACAUCACGACGGAUCCUCUCCCGCGCAGUACUUGGCUCAGUACUGCUGUCAGCUGCUAUUAUCAUAGCUGGGACUUUGUGGGUGUUUAAUAGGGAGAUGUCCGACAACAAGAUAACCCCCCGCGAUACGACGAUGACAUUCACAUGUUUCGUCUUAUUCGACAUGUUCAAUGCCCUGUCGUGUCGUUCGCAGACCAAGUCGAUAUUCGAAGUGGGAUUAUUCUCAAACAAAAUGUUCCUGAUAGCGGUGACGCUAAGUUUGAUAGGACAAAUGCUUGUCAUCUACUUCCCGCCGUUACAGAGGGUGUUCCAGACGGAAGCCCUUACUGGACAUGAUCUGAUAUUCCUUGUGUGCUUGACGUCAAGCGUGUUCAUAGUGAGCGAAGCUAAAAAACUAAUAGAGCGUACGAUCAAGAGGCGAUCCUUCCCAAAGUUUUCGACGAAGGCCCGCGAUGCGAUGGAUUUUGUAUGA
Pieris macdunnoughi is the source of this 2880-nucleotide messenger RNA. The record is from the annotation of a GenBank genome assembly. Lineage: Eukaryota; Metazoa; Arthropoda; Insecta; Lepidoptera; Pieridae.